This is a messenger RNA of Monodelphis domestica (gray short-tailed opossum), 1229 nucleotides long. RefSeq lists its product as uncharacterized. The record is from RefSeq and is a predicted model, not a curated record. Gene Ontology annotation, cellular component: keratin filament. Lineage: Eukaryota; Metazoa; Chordata; Mammalia; Didelphimorphia; Didelphidae.
CACUUGGAAACCAACCCAGAAACCUAACCCAGCAACACCAUGGUCAGCUCCUGUUGUGGCUCCACCUGCUCUGGCCUGAGCUGUGGCUCUGGCUGCUGUGCUCCCUGCUGCUGCCGCCCUGCCUGCUGCCUUAGGCCAGCCUGCUGCCAGAGCACCUGCUGCAGGACCAACUGUUAUAGGCCCACCUGCAUUGUGUCUACCUGCUACCGCCCCAGCUGCUGUGUGUCCAGCUGCUGCCAGCCCUGCUGCCGCCCCAGCUGCUGUGGGUCCAGCUGCUGCCAGCCCUGCUGCCGCCCCAGCUGCUGUGUGUCCAGCUGCUGCCAGCCUUGCUGCCGCCCCAGCUGCUGUGGGUCCAGCUGCUGCCAGCCCUGCUGCCGCCCCAGCUGCUGUGUGUCCAGCUGCUGCCAGCCUUGCUGCCGCCCCAGCUGCUGCUGCCGCCCAACCUGCUGCAGACCAAGUUGCUGCCAGUCUGUGUGCUGCCAACCAACUUGCUGCCGCCCUUCCUGCUGUCAGUCUAGUUGCUGCCGCCCCAGCUGCUGUGUGUCCAGCUGCUGCCAGCCUUGCUGCCGCCCCACCUGCUGCCAGACCACCUGCUGCAGAACCACUUGCUGCCGCCCAGUCUGUUGUGGGUCCUCUUGCUGUUAAAUGUAUGGACCUGUGUAUGAAUUCUUACCAUCCUUAUUCCUGGGAGGUAUCAGUUCCCUUACUUAUAUCACUCAGUAUGAAUAGAGUUUGUUCAGUCAGACAAUUAUAAGGUAAUCCUUAAGAGACUAAUUUAGAAACCUCCUACAGUGGCUCUCUAAUGAAAUUCCUUCUUCACCUCACUGUUAGUCUUUUCCUCUUUCGUGAUGACAACCUUGAACCUAAUUUUUAAGUCCAUCUUGUCAAACUCUGCCCUAAUGCUCCAAUCUUCUUGGUUUUCUUCAAUCAGGAAACUCUGCAGUUUGAGGAGAAAACUAAGUGCCAUACUUUAUCUCACCCCAAGAUUUUAGUGCUGAGAUUCCAAAGAUUUUUCCUUCUUGGAUUCCCUAUUAGACUGAUUUUUUAUUGUUAUCAUGUCUGGCAGUCCAAAUAAGACUCAUGUUUCCUGACAAUAAACAAACAACAAAGCAAAUUGACUUCACUAAUUAUUUCUUAUUUUAUAUUUUUCUUAGUAUUUGGGUAAUUCAUAGGAUCGCAUGAUCACAGGACUUCAUAUUUCAAUGGAUCCUCAGCACCCACAUAGUGCC